Messenger RNA from Eruca vesicaria subsp. sativa (arugula), 1116 nucleotides. NCBI's taxonomy places the organism in Eukaryota, Viridiplantae, Streptophyta, Magnoliopsida, Brassicales, Brassicaceae. The record is from the annotation of a GenBank genome assembly.
AUGUCGAACAACGUAAACUGGUCAGAUCUCCACUCUGACGUUCUACAGUUGAUUCUAGAACGUUUGAACAUCAUUACUUACGUUCGGACUCGAACCGUUUGCAAGAAUUGGUACGCAGUUUGCAAACGAAUCACUUCGGUACAGGAAAAGUCUCCAUGGUUGAUAAUCUUCCCUGCCGGAAGACCAAAGUGCGGUUCAUGUGUAGUGGUCGACUUUUCUACUGUUCCACUCACCGGUAUAUAUAAGUUUUACAGUUUGCACAAUCUCGGCGAUGACUUUAGUACGCACAGGUGUAUCGCAACUUCUGGAAGCUGGCUUUUAAUGUUAAACCCACGUUCUAGUUUAUACGUUUUGAAUGUUUUCACACGCGAGAGAAUCGAUCUUCCACAACUAGAGUCACACCAAGGAAGGCUACGUAUUGAGAGACGCCAAGAAACCACCUUCAUAAUAAAUAAAUCGUUAGUAACCGCAAGAAACGCUAUUAACAAGACAAACGCAGUUUUAUGGGUCGACGAGAAAACCAAACGUUACAUAGUUGUGUGGUCGAUAGGUUUCUUUUAUAUGAUGUACACUAGGAGUGGGCUCGAUUUCUGGAGUGAGAUACCUACACGUGAAGGUCCUGAGAAUCUACAUGGAUGUCAAGAUAUUGCGUUCAAAGACAACAAGCUUUACGUUCUAAGCCGUCAAAACCAAAUCAGAAUCUUGGACUUCUCUCAAGAACUCCCUCUAGCGUUAGCUAAUAACGUUGAACAUCAACCGUUUACAAAUGAAAGACCAUGGCGAGUUAAGAUCGGAGUUACAGUCUCCGGACAUGUUUUGAUGGUUAAGAAUCGGGUAGGUGAGGGUCCGAAGAUGUUAAAGAUUUUAAAGAGGGAUCCAGAAGGGACAAGUUGGGAUACUGUGGAAUCAUUAGAGGGAGAAGCUUGGAUCAUGGAUCUUGGUGUGACGAUACCAGCAGUAAAUUGGACUAAACCAAACUCUGUUUAUAUCUGCAAAGAUAAGCUUGUUUAUUUGGGAGAUGUUUCGACUCGAGAAUUAAGGAAGGUCCUAGAUCUUAACUGGGAUCGUAGGUUAAGUCACGCGAGGUGGUUUUUUCCUAGUCUUCGUGAGUUAUAA